Trichomonas vaginalis G3 is the source of this 777-nucleotide messenger RNA. Its product is annotated as organellar and viral DNA polymerase type B. Lineage: Eukaryota; Parabasalia; Trichomonadida; Trichomonadidae. The record is from RefSeq and is a predicted model, not a curated record. The coding region runs from base 1 to 777 and encodes 258 amino acids. The transcript has a single exon.
AUGCAAGAAACAAGGAGUCAAAUAGAUACUGUAAGACGUAUAGCAAACAAUGCACGUACGGGAUUGGAUACUUUACGAGAAGCACAAAAUACACUAAAGGAAGCAAAUGAUAUUCUUGGCUCAGUAUCAGACAUGCAUGAAGAUUGGCUUAAAGGUAUUGACAAAUCUUUAAAAAAUCACAGUCAGUCUAUUGCUGACUACAAGAAAAGUAUAGAUUUUUUACAUAGUGCUAUGGACGUACAUGAUGGAAGCAUAAGGAACUUACUUAAUGCUAACAAUAACUUACCAGGAACUAUUAAAGCAUUUAUAAAGUCCUUUGUAAAACCUGGUGCUCUAACAUUUAGGUCUUUGAGAGCAAGAGCAUUGAAGUCAAGAGAUGCAGAAACUCCAACAGAAACUCCAGAAGAACCACCAAAACCAACAGCUAAUGAAAUAUUGUUCGAAUAUUUUCCAAGGUACUCUGUUCUCAUUGCAUACAUUCAAGAAAUACUUAAGAAAGCAGACUUGACUUUAGGAGAUGAUGAAAGUUCUGUAUAUCUUUCGUUCCAGUUUCAAAUAGCAGAACUUUUGAGACAGAUAUGCUUAAUGUAUGACAACAUCUCUGAUUUCACAAGAUAUGAUGACGACCAUGACCCCGAACACGGUGAAGAAGAAGUUUUACAAACAUCCAAUAAGACAGGAAAGGUUUUAACUCAAAGUCUCAUUAUUGACACUAAAGAUGGCGAAGUGGACGUUCUUCAAGAGCUGAAGAAAAAAUACUUCUUCGGGAGGUGGUAG